Molecule: messenger RNA, 7263 nt
Organism: Alligator mississippiensis (American alligator)
Lineage: Eukaryota; Metazoa; Chordata; Crocodylia; Alligatoridae
Product: complement receptor type 2
Exons: 38
Coding region: 1-5694 (1897 amino acids)
Source: RefSeq, a predicted model, not a curated record
AUGGCAUCUGGGAUCCCCCAGUGCCAGUGUGCAGUCAGGAUAAGCAUGAAUGCUAGGGAGUGGCGGGUCUAUGUAAGGGUGACCUGUGGAUCUCUGAAAGUCCAGAAUGGAAAAGCAACUGGUACCAAACCUGUCCACAACCCCAGAGACACCGUGACAGUGGAAUGUGAUGCUGGUUACGCCGUGAACGGCACUCACGAGUCUCAGUGCCAGGACGACGGCACGUGGGUCCCUCCAGUCCUACUCUGUGAAAGGGUGCUGCAGUGCCCCCUGCCACCAAAUAUCACUCACGCCGAGCACAGCAGCCGAGACGUGGAAACAUUCACCCCGGGGAUGUCUGUGAAUUACAGCUGUGAGCCAGGCUACUCCCUGGUGGGAGAGGGAUUAAUUAACUGCACAACAUCUGGAGCCUGGAGCCUCCCACUCCCUCGCUGUGAAGCUGUCACCUGCCUGAACCCAGAGAUCCUGAAUGGAAGAAACCUCGAUGGCUGGACCACCACCUACAGCCCUGGGGACAGCGUGAGGCUUAAAUGCAGUGCUGGCUACAGCCUGAAUGGUAGCCGUGAGAUUGUGUGUGGGGAGGAUGGGGCCUGGCAUCCCCCCGUCCCAGUCUGCAAUCAGGUGACCUGUGGAUCUCCAAAAGUCCAGAAUGGAAAAGCAACCGGUACCAAACCUGUCCACAACCCCAGAGACACCGUGACAGUGGAAUGUGAUGCAGGUUACGCCGUGAACGGCACUCUCGAGUCGCGGUGCCAGGAUGACGGCACGUGGGACCCUCCAGUCCUGGUCUGUGAAAGGGUGCGGCAGUGCCCCCUGCCACCAAAUAUCACCCAUGCCGAGCACAGCAGCCGAGACGUGGAAGCAUUCACCCCGGGGAUGUCUGUGAAUUACAGCUCUGUCACCUGCCCAAACCCAGAGAUCCUAAAUGGAAGAAACCUAGAUGAGUGGACCCCCACGUACAGCCCUGGGGACAGGGUGAGGUUUGAAUGUAGUGCUGGCUACAGCCUGAAUAGCAGCCAUGAGAUCCAGUGCAGGAAUGAUGGCAUCUGGGAUCCCCCAGUGCCAGUGUGCAGUCAGGUGACCUGUGGAUCUCCAAAAGUCCAGAAUGGAAAAGCAACUGGUACCAAACCUGUCCACAACCCCAGAGACACCGUGACAGUGGAAUGUGAUGCUGGUUACGCCGUGAACGGCACUCACGAGUCUCAGUGCCAGGACAACGGCACGUGGGACCCUCCAGUCCUAGUCUGUGAAAGGGUGCGGCAGUGCCCCCUGCCACCAAAUAUCACUCACGCCGAGCACAGCAGCCGAGACGUGGAAACAUUCACCCCGGGGAUGUCUGUGAAUUACAGCUGUGAGCCAGGCUACUCCCUGGUGGGAGAGGGAUCGAUUUACUGCACAACAUCUGGAGCCUGGAGCCUCCCGCUUCCUCUCUGUGAAGCUGUCACCUGCCCGAACCCAGAGAUCCUGAAUGGAAGAAACCUCGAUGGCUGGACCGCCACCUACAGCCCUGGGGACAGCGUGAGGCUUGAAUGCAGUGCUGGCUACAGCCUGAAUGGCAGCCGUGAGAUCGUGUGUGGGGAGGACGGGGCCUGGCAUCCCCCCGUCUCAGUCUGCAAUCAGGUUACCUGUGGAUCUCUGAAAGUCCAGAAUGGAAAAGCAACUGGUGCCAAACCUGUCCACAACCCCAGAGACACCGUGACAGUGGAAUGUGAUGCAGGUUACGCCGUGAACGGCACUCUCGAGUCUCGGUGCCAGGAUGACGGCACGUGGGACCCUCCAGUCCUGGUGUGUUUAAGGGCCAUCGCCAAUGGGAAGCACAGCGCCCAGGCCCUGGAAGCCUUCCCCAGUGGGAUGUCUGUCAACUACAGCUGUGAUCCUGGCUACUCCCUUGUUGGAGAGGCCUCCAUCCAUUGCACGGAGUCUGGGAAUUGGAGCCUGCCUUUUCCACUGUGUGCAGCCAUUGUGUGCAGAAAACCUGAAGUGCAGAAUGGACGAAUCCUUGAAUUAAAGCCCGUCUACAACCCCAGAGACACCGUGACAGUGGAAUGUGAUCCAGGUUACACUGUGAGCAGCACCCGUGGGUCUCGGUGCCAGGAUGACGGCACGUGGGAUCCUCAGGUUCUCACCUGUGAGAAGGCCAUCACAUGCACAAACCCAGAGAUCCAUGAUGGAAGGAAACUGGAUGAACGUGGCCCCAUGUAUAAACCCGGGGACCGGGUGCAGUUUGAAUGCAGUGCUGGCUACAGCCUGAAUGGCAGCCGUGAGAUCCAGUGUGGGGAGGAUGGUGCCUGGGACCCCGCCAUCCCAGUCUGCAGUCGGGUUGUCUGUGGAACCCCAAAUGUUCCCAGUGGAAGAAUCUCUGGAUUAAAGCCUGUCUACAACCCCAGAGACACAGUGACAGUAGAGUGUGAUCUGGGUUAUGCUGUGAAUGGCACCCGUGAGUCUCGGUGCCAGAACGAUGGGACGUGGGACCCUCCAGUCCCCAUCUGCAAAAGAGUGCCUCAGUGCCACCUGCCACCAAAUAUCACUCACGCCAAGCACAGCAGCCAGGAUGUGGAAAUCUUCCCCCCAGGAGUGUCUGUGAAUUACAGCUGUGAGCCGGGCUACUCCCUGGUGGGAGAGGGGUGGAUUUCCUGCACGGCAUCUGGAGCCUGGAGCCUCCCCCUCCCUCACUGCGAAGGGAAGUCAUGCAGUUAUCCAGAAGAACCAGAGAACGGCACUGCUGUCCUAACAGAUCUCCUGAUUGGGUCCACAGUGAACUACAGCUGCGAGGAAGGGUACAGACUGAUUGGGGAGGCUCAGAGGCGCUGCGAGAUUUCCGACAUGGAUGUUGCAUGGAGUGGCACAGCACCCAUUUGCGAGCUUUCAUUUGCAGCGGUCAUGUGCACAACCCCAGAGAUCCCGAAUGGAAGGGAAGUGGAUGGAUAUGGUGCUAGGUAUACAGCUGGGCACAGCGUGAGUUUUGAAUGCAAUGCUGACUAUAUCCUGAACGGCAGCCACGAGAUCCAGUGCCAGCAGGAUGGCAACUGGGAUCCUCCUAUCCCAGUCUGCAUUCAGGUUUCAGUGGCUGGCUGUGGAGCGCCGCGGGCUCAGAACGGAAAGCUAACUGGAUUAAAACCUGUAUAUGAUCCUGGAGACACUGUGACAGUGGAAUGUGAACCUGACUACGCUGUGAACGGCACCCGGCAGUCUCGGUGCCGAGGUGAUGGCACAUGGGACCCUCCCGUCAUUGUCUGUGAAAGGGUGCUGCGGUGUCCCCUGCCUCCAAGUAUCAGUAAUGGGAAGCUCAGCAGCCAGGCGUCAGCAGUCUUCACCCCUGGGAUGUCUGCAAGUUACAGCUGUGACCCUGGCUAUACCGUGACUGGAGAGGCAUCUAUUUCUUGUACAGAGUCUGGAACGUGGAGCCUGCCCAUCCCGCAGUGCAAAGGGAAGUCAUGCAGUUAUCCAGAAGAACCAGAGAACGGCACUGCUGUCCUAACAGAUCUCCUGAUUGGGUCCACAGUGAACUACAGCUGCGAGGAAGGGUACAGACUGAUUGGGGAGGCUCAGAGGCGCUGCGAGAUUUCCGACAUGGAUGUUGCAUGGAGUGGCACAGCACCCAUUUGCGAGCUUUCAUUUGCAGCGGUCAUGUGCACAACCCCAGAGAUCCCGAAUGGAAGGGAAGUGGAUGGAUAUGGUGCUAGGUAUACAGCUGGGCACAGCGUGAGUUUUGAAUGCAAUGCUGACUAUAUCCUGAACGGCAGCCACGAGAUCCAGUGCCAGCAGGAUGGCAACUGGGAUCCUCCUAUCCCAGUCUGCAUUCAGGUUUCAGUGGCUGGCUGUGGAGCGCCGCGGGCUCAGAACGGAAAGCUAACUGGAUUAAAACCUGUAUAUGAUCCUGGAGACACUGUGACAGUGGAAUGUGAACCUGACUACGCUGUGAACGGCACCCGGCAGUCUCGGUGCCGAGGUGAUGGCACAUGGGACCCUCCCGUCAUUGUCUGUGAAAGGGUGCUGCGGUGUCCCCUGCCUCCAAGUAUCAGUAAUGGGAAGCUCAGCAGCCAGGCGUCAGCAGUCUUCACCCCUGGGAUGUCUGCAAGUUACAGCUGUGACCCUGGCUAUACCGUGACUGGAGAGGCAUCUAUUUCUUGUACAGAGUCUGGAACGUGGAGCCUGCCCAUCCCGCAGUGCAAAGGGAAGUCAUGCAGUUAUCCAGAAGAACCAGAGAACGGCACUGCUGUCCUAACAGAUCUCCUGAUUGGGUCCACAGUGAACUACAGCUGCGAGGAAGGGUACAGACUGAUUGGGGAGGCUCAGAGGCGCUGCGAGAUUUCCGACAUGGAUGUUGCAUGGAGUGGCACAGCACCCAUUUGCGAGCCGGUCAUGUGCACAACCCCAGAGAUCCCGAAUGGAAGGGAAGUGGAUGGAUAUGGUGCUAGGUAUACAGCUGGGCACAGCGUGAGUUUUGAAUGCAAUGCUGACUAUAUCCUGAACGGCAGCCACGAGAUCCAGUGCCAGCAGGAUGGCAACUGGGAUCCUCCUAUCCCAGUCUGCAUUCCGGUGCUGCUGUGUCCGCCACCUCCAGCCGUUGCCAAUGGGAUGCACAAUGCCCAGGCCCAGGAAACCUUCCCCAGUGGGAUGUCUGUAAACUACAGCUGUGAUCCUGGCUAUUCCCUUCAUGGAGAGGCCUCCAUCCAUUGCACAGAGUCUGGAAAUUGGAGCUUUCCGUAUCCUCUGUGUGCAGAAGCGGUCAUCUGCACAACCCCAGAGAUCCCAAAUGGAAGGAACCUGGAUGGACGUCGCCCUGUGUAUAGACCCGGAGACAGAGUGAGGGUUGAAUGUAAUGACAUGUUGGCGCUGAAUGGCAUUCAGGAGAUCCGGUGCAUGGAGAAUGGCACCUGGGAUCCUCCCAUCCCUGACUGCAGUCUUGAUCAGCCCAGAGACUCUUUUCCCCCAAUGAAGUUCAUAUUGAAACAUCAGUGUCCGUCUCCUCCAACAAUCACCAACGGGAAGCACAGCGGCCAGGACCUCGAAGUGUUCACCCCCGGGGUAUCUGUAAAUUACAGCUGUGAGCCUGGCUUCUCUCUCGCUGGAGAGACCUCUAUUCACUGCACAGCAUCCGGAACCUGGAACCAACCUUUUCCUUCCUGCAAAGGUUGUGCUGCACCUCCAGCCAUUGCCAAUGGGAACCGCAGUAUCCAGGACUCGAAAGAAUUUGCUUACGGUUCCUCAGUGACUCAUAGUUGUGACAUGGGAUUCUUGCUCAUUGGAGAAGCAACAUCUCAGUGCACAUCUUCCGGGACUUGGGUCCCCCCUAUCCCAUACUGUAAAGAGAUGAGAUGUGUAGUCCCAGAUGUCCCAGGUAUUGGGAAGGCAAUGAUGGGAAUGACAUAUCCUAUAGGGACUAAUCUUACUAUACAAUGUGAUGAUGAUUACAUGUUGGAGGGCAGCAGUUUAAUUCAGUGCCAAGAUGACUUGUCCUGGGAUCCUCCUAUGCCAGUCUGCAGCUCAGCUUUUCCUUCUCUUGGCUCCUAUAGUGCAAUCUCAGCGGUCACAGGAGUCUCAGUUACAAUGCUGCUGGUUCUACUGGUUAUGGGCAUUGUUUGGAGAGUUGCUUCUAAGAAAAAAGAAGGGUACUAUCAUACCUAUGAAAACUAUGACCACCCAAUCCCCAUGACUGUCAUAACUGAUCAGAAGUCUUCAUUUGCACCAUAGCAGAUCAUCUUGCUUUUGCAGAACAGAAAGCAAAUGCUCGUGAUUUCUCUGCCUCGAAUUGGAAUCAAAAGAACAACUCCUGAGCUUCCUGCUGAAGCAGUUUCACAGCCAACCUGGCAAGACUUCCUGAGAGCCUGGGAGGUGAAAGGAGCCUUUUCUUUGGCAGUGACUUGUUGCUGCCUUACCCCUGGGCACACUAACCCCAGCGCCUCAGUCUCUUCAGCUUUACUCACUUUUCUGACACAGGGUGCUACAAUAUGGCCCUUCACUGAGCUACAACCAUUUCUUUUACAUCAAUUUCAAGGGUUUUUAAGACCAUUUAAAAUUCUUUUACAAUGCAAAAUGAAUGCCCACAGAUGAUGCCUCUCUCACUUGAGAGCUUGCUGCAUUUCUGUGCACAGAGGUUUACAACCUGAACUCGAAUAUGAACUACAGUUAAAAGACCCUGCACAUCGAGAACUAGGUGCUGCCACAUAACUAUAGCAAAUGGUCUGAUCUUGCAAUACUGGAUAACAUCCCAUAUAUUAUAUGCUUGUUGAAAGCAUUUUUGAAGGCUGCAUCUGCAAACCAUUGCAGCUUGUUUUGCUCUUCCUUGAGAGAUUAUGAUUGAUCACAUUUUCCUUUAGCUAAUACUGUGGGCUCCCCUUGGAAAAUGUUUUUGAGAUCUACUGAUGAAGGUGCUUCUCUGGAAGAAAACAGUCUUUACUUUAGAUUAUGACUUUCUAAAUUGUGUAAAUUAAGUGAUGCCGUUCUGGAAUAACUGACAACUCUGCUUCCAGAGUAACUGAUCUGGGAUAAAGACUUGUAUCCUAGAAGGGCAUCCACAUAAGGGAAUUGUACUGGUACAUCGCUAGCAGGAUUCUGAUUCUGCUGAAGCUAGGCUUUCCCAGGGACAUUAUUUUUUUGAAUCAUAAAACAGAAACCCCAAACCAGGCAGACCAUAACCAGAAAGUCUGUAGAUUUAAAUCUAAGAGUAUGGACACCCAAAACACACUAGCUUGGUUUAAAUGCAGUUUAAACCUGGAGCGGACUUAUGUACAAACCUGUUAAACUGGUUUAAAACUGCCUGGAAAAGUUCAGAAAUGCACCUGGAAAGUGAAAUUCUCUUUGGAAAUGAUUCAUUGCGAACCAAGUCAGUGUUGCCUACAGUCACAGAAAAUGAGGGUUGGAAGGGUCCUCAGGAGGUCACAUCUAGUCCAGCCCCCUGCUCAAAGCAGGACCAGCCCCAGCUACAUCAUCCCAGCAAGGCUUUGUCUAGCUGGCUCUUAAACACCUCCAAGGAUGGAGAGUCCAUCGCCUCUCUGGGUACCUUGUUCCAGUGCUUCAUUAUCCUGCCAGUGAGAAACUUUCCUAAUAUCUAAUUUAAAAGUCCCUUGCAACUUGAGACCAUUGCUCCUGUUCUGCCAAAAAAAGGAGUGGAUAUACAGGGUGUUUCGUGACACAGGUCAGCCAGGUUGGGUGUUAAGUGGCUAGAACUCUACAGCUCCCCCCUUCUUUUUUUCCCUUUUGGUUUGCACUUUAUCCACGAGCUCCCUUGCACUGCUUGUUUAAUAAAAAUGAUCUUUUUGA